UGUCUGCUGGCUGGGCUGCUCAGCUUGAACUGGAGAGCUGAACUGUGUCGAGAUGCUGCCCCUUGAGAAGCCUUUGACACAUCUUAAAUGCAGUGCUAACAUUUGAAGGCUGAAAAAUGCAGCUUCCCAUCUGGGUGGUGGUGUGGAAAGCCCACCAGCCUGUGCUGCGGUGUGCCCCAGCUCUAGGGAUCUCUGGAACAGACAGGUAGACAUCUUCUAGGAGAGCUGCCUGCUCUGGGACUGGCAAGUGAGCACAUCACUGAAGAGCUCUUCUGGAAAUGCUGUGGAAAUCCAAGCUCAGGGGUUCGGGAGGUGGGAGCUCAGCCUCUUCCACCACGGAGCAGCACGACUCCCUCUGCCAGGAUGCUUGGCUUCCAGUAGCAACUCCGGACAAAAAUCCAGACUUCCAGGACUCUGAAGAAGCAGUGGCAAGCAGGAUGCUUUUCCCCACGUCCACGCAAGAGUCUUCCCGUGGCCUCCCAGACACCAAUGAUCUGUGCCUUGGCCUGCAGUCCCUCAACCUGACAGGGUGGGACAGACCCUGGAGCACCCAGGACUCUGACGCUGCAGCACAAACCAGCACACAGUCGGUUCUCAGCAUGCUGAGUAACCCUCUGGGGAAUGUCCUGGGGAAGCCCCCGCUGGGUUUCCUGCCUCUGGACCCCAUUGGCUCUGACCUGUCAGAAAAGUUUUCCACACCAACGCUGAGGAAUUCCCGCCUGGACUCCCGCUCCCUCCUGGACUCCCGGUCCAGCAGCCCCUCGGACUCGGACACCAGUGGCUUCAGCUCUGGCUCUGACCACCUCUCAGACUUGAUUUCAAGCCUUCGGAUCUCCCCCCCUCUGCCUUUCCUGCCCCUCAGUGGGGUGUCAAGAGACCCCCUAAAGAUGGGAGUAGGGUCCCAGCUGGAUCAAGAUCAAGCUGCUCUGGCUGCAGUAACUUCCUCCCCAGCCAGUGCAUCGAAAAGAUGGCCUGGAGCAUCAGCGUGGCCUUCCUGGGAUCUUCUGGACUCUCCAGAUGACCCCUUCAGUAUUGAAAGAGAAGCUAGGCUUCACAGGCAAGCAGCAGCUGUGAAUGAAGCAACCUGUACCUGGAGUGGGCAGCUGCCUCCCCGAAACUACAAGAAUCCUGUUUACUCCUGCAAAGUGUUCCUGGGAGGAGUCCCGUGGGACAUUACGGAAGCUGGACUGAUCAACACCUUCCGUGUGUUUGGCUCCCUGAGUGUGGAGUGGCCUGGUAAGGAUGGCAAACACCCACGCUGCCCUCCCAAAGGUAAUAUGCCUAAAGGAUACGUCUACCUGGUGUUUGAGUCGGAGAAAUCUGUGCGUGCUCUGCUCCAGGCAUGCUCCCAGGACUUGUUAAGCCCUGAUGGGCUCUCUGAAUACUACUUCAAGAUGUCCAGCCGCAGGAUGCGCUGCAAAGAGGUGCAGGUGAUCCCAUGGGUGCUGGCAGACAGCAACUUUGUGCGCAGCCCAUCGCAGCGGCUUGACCCCAGCAAGACGGUGUUCGUGGGGGCUCUGCAUGGAAUGCUCAACGCGGAGGCGCUGGCGGCUGUCAUGUAUGACCUGUUCGGAGGGGUGGUCUACGCUGGCAUCGACACGGACAAGCACAAGUACCCCAUCGGGUCUGGCCGUGUCACCUUCAACAACCAGCGCAGUUACCUGAAGGCUGUGACUGCUGCAUUCGUAGAGAUCAAAACCACCAAGUUUACUAAGAAGGUUCAAAUUGACCCGUACCUGGAAGACUCCAUGUGCCAAGUCUGCAGCACCCAGCCUGGCCCCUUCUUCUGCAGAGACCAGAUCUGCUUCAAGUACUUCUGCCGCUCCUGCUGGCACUGGCAGCACUCCAUGGAGGUCCUGCGUCACCACCGCCCGCUGAUGCGCAACCAGAAGAACAGAGACUCCAGCUAAAGGGGCCACCAGGGCUCGGGGGCCGCCGCAGGCGCAGGAGCAAGUCCUUUGUUAACCCGCCGAGCGGAGAGCGCACGACGCUGGUGCCAGACCCAGGCUGGGAACGCGCUUCCUGAGGACUAACGGGGAGGGGGGGGAGAAACCAAUAAUCUUACAUUCAUGUUUGCACUUGCUGGUCUUUUUGUUUCUGCACUAAUGCACAGUGAAUUUUGUUGGGGUUUGUUUGGGGGUGUUUUUGAGGGGGAGGAGCGCCCCUCAAGCGAUUCUGCAGUUCCCAGACUUUGGUUCCUAGUUUGCUGAUGAGAAGCAAAAAAA
This is a messenger RNA of Melopsittacus undulatus (budgerigar), 2225 nucleotides long. RefSeq names its product cytoplasmic polyadenylation element binding protein 1 (gene CPEB1). Lineage: Eukaryota; Metazoa; Chordata; Aves; Psittaciformes; Psittaculidae. Gene Ontology annotation, cellular component: nucleus; synapse; cytoplasm. Gene Ontology annotation, molecular function: translation factor activity, RNA binding; ribosome binding; mRNA 3'-UTR binding. The transcript has 11 exons. Gene Ontology annotation, biological process: negative regulation of cytoplasmic translation. The coding region runs from base 279 to 1910 and encodes 543 amino acids. The record is from RefSeq and is a predicted model, not a curated record.